AGUGAGAGGAUACUCAUCAUCUUUGCUGAAGCGUUUCAAAGCGGAAAAAAGCUAUGGCAGCGGCGAACCGUGUCCUUGUUUACGGAGGAAAGGGGGCUCUCGGGUCGGCCUGUGUGAAUUAUUUUAAGUCGAAAGGCUGGUGGGUUGCUAGUAUUGACAUCGGAGCGAACGUAGAAGCGAACGCAAACGUCCUGGUGAAGCUCUGCGAGUCAUUCACCGAUCAAGCUGCACAGGUGACAUCAGAUGUAGCCACGUUACUGGGGGAACACAAGGUAGAUGCCAUCAUUUGUGUGGCUGGAGGUUGGGCUGGAGGAAAUUGCAGCUCAAAAGACUUAUAUAAGAAUUCUGAUAUGAUGUGGAAACAGAGUGUCUGGACCUCCACCAUUUCCAGUCAUCUUGCAUCUCUGCAUCUGAAACCAGGAGGUUUGCUGACCCUCUCUGGAGCAAAGGCCUCACUGGAUGGCACUCCAGGCAUGGUUGGGUAUGGCAUGGCCAAGGCGGCGGUCCAUCAGUUGUGCAAGAGUCUGGCUGGUGAAGACAGUGGUCUUCCGUCUGGAGCUGUAGCUGUGGCCAUCCUUCCGGUUACCUUGGAUACACCAAUGAACAGGAAAUUCAUGCCUGAUGCAGAUUUUGGGAGCUGGACACCUCUGGAAUAUAUCGCAGGAACCUUCUACAGCUGGGCCACUGGGUCAGAGCGGCCAGCCUCAGGCAGCCUCAUACAACUAGUGACGACUGGGGGGGAAACAGAGGCCUCGCUGGCACAGUAAAGGAAAAAAGAGAGAGAGAGAAAGAGCAGAGGAGAGCAUUGUUUACUAAUACUGUGCAGCAGAGGAGAGUGUUCAAACAAAAAGGACGGAAAAUGAGAGAUUUCCAUUCAUCCAGCCUCACUGGGUAUACACAGCACAGUGUCUCUGGGUGGACAAAGUAUUAACUUACAUGUUUUAUAUUGAUUCAGUCUCAUGUGUUAUACAUUAGUCAAGCAGAAUAUAGUUGAUAAGUGUAAUUUCCCUGCUGGAAACGCCCCCCCCCCCAAAAAAAAACCCCAGCUUAAAACAGAAGUUGUUGUGCUGGUUUUCAUCUGGUCUCGUGGCUGGUUUUAGAAAGGUUGUGAGACCAGCUAAAGACCAGCUUGACUAGGCUAGGACAAGCAGUUAGGACCAGCAAACCAGCAGGGGUGUCUUAACAAAUGUUGUGCCGCUGUCGUAUUUGAAACAUACAGUCCAACUUUUUCGGAAGUGGCCUUAUCUUGUGUUUGUGUACAGUAAGUGUGAGUGUGUAUGUUUACUGCCUGAAAUGAAGUCAUUGAAAUGAAAUCAUGCUCUGUUUUAAAAAAUAUUCCCUCUCCAGUGUGUUCUGGUGCUGCUUAUUGUGUGUAUACCAUACUUGCACAAUAAAGAUCAUUAAAAAUAA
Molecule: messenger RNA, 1410 nt
Organism: Myxocyprinus asiaticus (Chinese sucker)
Lineage: Eukaryota; Metazoa; Chordata; Actinopteri; Cypriniformes; Catostomidae
Product: dihydropteridine reductase-like
Exons: 7
Coding region: 54-767 (237 amino acids)
Biological process (GO): L-phenylalanine catabolic process; tetrahydrobiopterin biosynthetic process
Cellular component (GO): cytoplasm
Molecular function (GO): NADPH binding; 6,7-dihydropteridine reductase activity; NADH binding
Source: RefSeq, a predicted model, not a curated record